Molecule: messenger RNA, 1263 nt
Organism: Trichophyton rubrum CBS 118892
Lineage: Eukaryota; Fungi; Ascomycota; Eurotiomycetes; Onygenales; Arthrodermataceae
Exons: 2
Coding region: 1-1263 (420 amino acids)
Molecular function (GO): protein binding
Source: RefSeq, a predicted model, not a curated record
AUGCAUCGUUUUGUUCCAUUCAGACGCCUAGCCUUACCCACCCAAUUAAACCUCACAACGCCUGGCACUGUAAGACUUGCCUCAUCUCGCCCCAGGAAAGCGCCUUCAACUCUGAGAAAGACGCGAAAACAACAUUCACCUCCACCCCUUUCGCCCUCAACCCAUAAAAAUCGGCCCGUGUCACCUUUGCCAGGACAAUUUGGCCCGGGAGAUCUGGACAAUGCGGUUCGACGGAUACCGCUGGAGCUUUUUCAAUCUGCAUUUAAGGAAAAGGUGACGACGGUCAGGGUGCAGGACGCCACCCGGAUUACACAGGAAUGCAUCAAGCUUGCCGGAGGGCUGUCUUCUAUAAAACAGCAAGUUCAAGUUUCCCAAGCAAUACAUUAUGAUCUUGACGAGAUCUCUCAGGUCCUUUUUCUCCUCCUUCGAUCCCCAUUCUUUGCACCCCUAGCACUUUGGUUCUUACCACACUUAGCUGCGCAGGGAGACAAGAGAUCGUUAUAUUACUUAUCCCACAUCAAGUCAAAAUCGGCUCGUCCGCUCCCUUCUUCGGAUCAAGCGAAAGAACCCCUUCAGAUUGUCAUUCACGGUCAAAUGCUACUAGAUAAUGGAGAUCUGGAGACUGCAGCACAGCGGUUUAAGGAAUCAAUGGAUAUUUCAAAGCCCGUUGAAGCACCGUAUAGCUUUGAUGCUCUGUUUCCUGCCAAGGUCCGUCAACCUUGGGAGGCCUACGGUUCAUUAAUGGAGACAUUAGGUAAACACGAGGAAGCAAAGGAAGCUUAUACCAUUGGUUCUACAGAGUAUGACCAUCCACGGGCGUACAAACUACUUCUCCCAGAUCUCCUAAAAUCGGGCGACUUGGUCAAGUAUGAGGAAUAUCUUACAAAAGUAGCAAUGGGCAAUGACGUACUAGCUUGUUACCAACUCGGAAAUCUAUUCCUUACCCUGCACCUAAUGCACGAAGGUAAUGAAGGGGGUAAGUCUGCCCAAAACAAAGAGGAGAUGCUGCUUGUAUCACGGUAUGGAAAGAAUGAAAGUCGGCAAUUGGCUGCCGAAUGGUACGAGAUCGCUGUUGCGGGCGGCCAUGCACGGGCAGCACUUGCUAUGGCUGGGUUGCUACGGCAGCAGAACAAAGGGGAAGAAGGAUUGAAAUAUCUGCAAAUUGCGGAGAAAAGUUCAGACUACCUUGAAUUGGCCGCAAAACUGCGUGGGUCGUGGAAUGAUUCGCCGUUUACUUUUGAUUUGCGAGACAUAAUAAGGUGA